Cryptosporidium muris RN66 is the source of this 1068-nucleotide messenger RNA. RefSeq lists its product as uncharacterized. Gene Ontology annotation, cellular component: nuclear pore outer ring. Gene Ontology annotation, molecular function: protein binding. The coding region runs from base 1 to 1068 and encodes 355 amino acids. The record is from RefSeq and is a predicted model, not a curated record. The transcript has 9 exons. Lineage: Eukaryota; Apicomplexa; Conoidasida; Eucoccidiorida; Cryptosporidiidae.
AUGUCAUCAUUUAGUCUUAUUUUACAUAGUGAAGAGGAUGCUAUUAUAUCUAGGAUUGGUGAUACACCUGAGUUAAUAAUGGAUUGUAAAUUUGAUACUAAUUAUGACACUUUAUACACAUCUCAUGUAGAUGGUAGAAUACUCAAAAUAAAGUAUGAUUUUGAUGACAGUUGCAUAAUUUCAGUUUCAGAGUUAUAUAAGAAAAAAGGAUCUUGUAGAAAUAUUGAAUUGAGGAAUAAUAAAUCGAUUGCAGGGUAUAACACUGGUGAGAUAGUAUUAUUAAAUUCAAAUUGGAAAGAGGAAUGGAAAUGCAUUAAUAGAAAUUCUGCAAUAAAUUCUCUUAAAUGGAUCAAUGAUAAUAUAAUUGUUAAUGGUGAUGAUGAUGGAUAUGUUUGUAUCUGGGAUACUAGAGAAAAGCCAAAAAACCCUUCAAUAUCAUUCAAAGACUAUGAUGAUUGUAUUAAUGAUAUAUGUUUAAGUUAUACUAAACAAAAUCUUCUUGUUGCCUGUGGUGAUACUCUUGGAAUUUAUGAUUUGAGAAGUAUAUAUACAAAUAAAAAGAAAGAUCAUUUAGUAUCUUUAUCAGAUGCUCAAGAAGAGAAUAUCCUAUGUAUAAGCUUAUUUAGGAAUAAUCAAAAUGUUGUAUGUGGAACUGAUGAAGGUAACUUAUUAUUAUUUACCUGGGAUAACUUUGGAGAUUGUAGUGAUCGCAUUACUAUUCCUUUUGUUGAUGGUUUUCACGGAGAUAAUAGUGUUGAAAGUCUUGCAAUGUUAGAUGAACAAACAUCAAUUAUCGCUACUAGUGAUGGAAAUUUAAAAAUUGUGGAAUUCUUUCCAAAUAAAGUUAUUGGAUUUUUAAAGCAUGUAAGAUAUAAACAAAAGUGCGAUGUUUCAAAUCUUGAAUGCUCCAAAGUUGCUGUUUCAAGAGAGAAAAAUAUUAUUGCUUGUUCUCAUGGGACAGUAAUAGAUAUAUUUGAUAUGAAGUUAGUUGAUAAUAUGAUUUCAUCUAAACCACGAGAUAAAAAAAAAAAGAAGAAAGAUAUUGAUGGAUUUUUUGCUGAUCUUUAA